Molecule: messenger RNA, 331 nt
Organism: Dimorphilus gyrociliatus
Lineage: Eukaryota; Metazoa; Annelida; Polychaeta; Dinophilidae
Source: the annotation of a GenBank genome assembly
CAUGCAAGACAAACGCGAUAUAGUCAAUUUCCACGACGUUCUCUCAUUGGCAGAAUCAUAUAGAGUUGAAGGAGAACGCCGAGUUAAAUCGAGGACAGUUUACACAACUCAUCAAUUGCAAAUUCUCGAAGAGGAAUUUAGUAAAUGCCACUAUCCUCCCCCAAGGAUCAUCGAAUUAUUAGCAAUUGAACUGGACAUACCUCAUAAGAAGAUUAAGGUUUGGUUUCAAAAUAAACGCGCAAGAUGUAGACGAAAAUUAAUUGAAGAACGUAAGAGAAAGGAAAGGGAAUCUCUUGUCUACAAAUAUAUACCGAAAUCUGUAUAUAACUGA